AAGAUUCAUUGGGGAUGAAGGAUGUACCCACACAAUUCAUAGCAACUCUACUAAAGUUUUUUCAAGUCAAGGAUCUCAUAACAAAGGAAGUUCACAAUUAACACUUAAAAAUUUUGUUAAUUUUAAUUGGGAUCAAUGUUAUUACCGUGGGCAAUUGAUUGCCUUGCAUAUAAGUGAGAAGUACAUAGCUUAUGGCUUCUCUAAUACGGACACUUAUGAGGGUUUGGUUCGCAUUGUCAAAACAGAGAGUAAUGAAAGAGCAUUAGUUAAAGGUUUUUCAAAUUUAAUUGAAGAUAUAAGUUUUGCUCAUCUUUAUGAAAUAAUAAUGUUGGGUUGUAUUGACCAAUCUGGAACCACUUAUGUGUAUGUCAUAAAAGAAGAGAGCUGUUCAUCUCCAAAACUUAGAGUUUUUCCAGUUUUUCAAAUCAACGGGGAUCCAUCAUAUUGUUUUAAAAAUAAAUAUCUGUUAUCUUGGUGUCAAUAUAUACCGGAACAGGUUAAUUAUUUAAAAGAACUUGAAUUUGAAUCAACUUAUAAAGGAAAAAUGUUGGCAGUGGUUCGUGCUUCAGAAGUUGAAAUAUGGCAUGUUGGCACUGCCAGCAGCUUAACAUCUGGUCCAGUUUUUUCUAAUAUCAAUUUGAAUAAAGUAUUAGAUAAAAAUGUUUUAAGUAAAAUUUCUGACUCAGUUAUAAAAAUCAAUUUGAAAGAGGCUGAUAUUAUUAGUUUAUCAUUUUCUCCAGAUGGUUCAACUAUAUCAUUAGCUUUGAGUAAUGGAUCUAUUUAUUUCUAUCAAGUAUCUUUUGAUCAUAUUUCCGAUACACCAAAAUGCGUAUUUACAUGGCAUCCUAAAGAAAUAUUUUUGUCUUUAAAAUCUUUGGCAUUUUUAGACAACCGUAAAACUAUUGAUGGAGAUGUAGAACUUUGGAAGUAUGUAGUGACUUUAUCUAAACAUGACGAAAUUAUUUUAUGGUCUUGUGAAACAUGGACAUCUCUUCAAACAGUACAAUUUAUUCGACCUUCCACAAAACUAAAUCCCAUGAAGCUCACAGUUGAUGGAACUGGAAGAUAUAUAUUUUUGAGUGACAUCGACAAUAAUUUAUUAUAUGUCAUGGAGGUAGCUGAUGACAUUCAGUCUGCUAAAAAAAACAUAAAAAUAGUUGGUAUUACUGAAGUUUUGCUACAAAGUCCCAUGUUAAACAUGAUAAUUGUUGAUGCUAAAAUUGAUCAUAAUGAUUUAGAUAUUACAGAUAAUCACAAUUCAAAUAAUAUUACAACCAGUUCUUGUAACUAUACAACAGUUAUUAAUUUAUUUGCAAUACAACCAAAGUCACUACAAGAAGGACAAUUAAUUAUUGUAUCUCCAGAAUUAUCUAUUGCGGAACAAUAUAAAGACCAGAAUAAAAUUGAACCUGCAAAUAUAUUCCCAAAACCACCAAUGAUAGAUCUUCUCAUUGAAACAGUUAAUCCCACUACAAAUAAAUCUGAAGGUAAUUAUGAAAAAAUAACACAACAUGUUAAUUUUUAUAAAUAA
This is a messenger RNA of Macrosiphum euphorbiae (potato aphid), 1531 nucleotides long. The record is from the annotation of a GenBank genome assembly. Lineage: Eukaryota; Metazoa; Arthropoda; Insecta; Hemiptera; Aphididae.